Molecule: messenger RNA, 2192 nt
Organism: Alosa alosa (allis shad)
Lineage: Eukaryota; Metazoa; Chordata; Actinopteri; Clupeiformes; Clupeidae
Product: B-cell CLL/lymphoma 7 protein family member A-like
Exons: 6
Coding region: 71-748 (225 amino acids)
Source: RefSeq, a predicted model, not a curated record
CGCGCAGGGGCGCUCUCCUGUUUUCUGAAAGCGCAGUUGCCUGUACGAGUUGCUGAACCCGUGAGCCGUCAUGUCGGGCAGGUCGGUGCGCGCAGAGACCCGGAGCAGGGCCAAAGAUGACAUCAAGCGGGUUAUGGCCGCUAUCGAGAAAGUACGAAAAUGGGAGAAGAAAUGGGUGACAGUGGGCGAUACAUCACUGCGUAUAUAUAAAUGGGUUCCUGUAGCAGAGUCAAAGUCAGACGAUAAAAAUAAAAACAAGAAGAAUGGACAGGAUGAGAAAUAUGGAUCAGAGGUCACAACCCCCGAAAACAGCUCCUCCCCAGGAAUGAUAGAUAUGCAUGAUGAAAACAGUAACCACAGCUCCAUCGCAGACUCGUCACCUGUGAAGCUGGAGGCCAACAGUCAUAGCAGCCCUGGGCCUGAGCUCAGUGGCGCCACCCAGAGGGAGGGCAGCGACACUGCAGCUCCUAAAGAGGAGGCUGGCGUGACCCACACAGAUGGUGCGGAUGCCAGGAACGAACAGGCCGAGGAUCAGGGCAGUGACAGUCAGGCUUCAGGCACUGAGACAGUGAAAAGCAGAUCGGCAGAAAACUCUGUCAUUGUUGUGACCAAACGAAGCCCCCAAACCACUAGGGGGCAGGACCUCCCUUCAGAUGCCACGAAAUACACUCAGGAAUUAGAGGAGGGCCCUCCAAGUAAGAAGACCAAACAGGAGUCACCUUCUAAGGAGCCUAAGGAAGAGAUGUAGAUCAGCCUCAGUUGCUUUUAACAGUGUAGAUGUAUCUUCCUCAAUGGUAUGGGUGCAUCCUGGCGUAGGCUACCUCUCCCAUAAGACAGGCACCACACUUUCACACAAGUUGUGUUAGUGCCCCAUCAUUCACUCCUCUAUAGAACCCUUCAGUGUUAAUGCCCCAUCAUUCACUCCUCUCUAGAACCCUUCAGUGUGAUCUGUUCUAUUCUGGACAUACAGAGGUGUUACAUGUAGAAAAAUGUGUUUAUUUUCCCACCAGAUCAGGUUAACAUUACCAUCAUGCCAUCAUUCUCAUACCCCAGUGCAGCGUAAGAGUUCAACCCAAUUAGAUGUCAUAAGUGGCAUAUGCACCAAUUUGCCUCAGCUAUAGAAGUACAUUCAGUGCUCUGUGGUAGAACGAGACCUUGUGUUAGCCUCACAUCUGAGAGACUGCAAUCCCCUGGGUAUGAACACACAGAUGAAAAACAUUUUUAUCUGUGGCGCUUACUGCAGAGGACUCAUGCCUCAAGGGGCUUCUGCGUUAAAUUAGGUUUAGUUAUUUAACCAUCGCCUAACAGCAGUCUAUAAUGAAGUGAAUAUAUCCUAGUGACACAAAAUUAGAGGUAAUUAGCAUUUUUAGUAUUCUCAUUAAGGAUUGUGUUCAGUACUCUUGUAAUAGUUUUUUUUUAAUAUAUAUAUAUUUCUUUUUUUUAUGAAGCAGAUGUGCAAGCGAACUGUAAGCACACAGCAUGCUGGAGCGCUGAAUGUUAUUUUGGGCAUUGCAUAUCAAAUUGUGUAACAAACUGUGAGGGAUGUUGGAUUUUCGUAUGACCUGUUUUAGGGGGCAUUCCACAAAAUUGGUAAUAUUUGACCUAUUUUACGGGGGUAUUCCAACAGCAUUAAAGUUUAGGAUAGGGAUUUUUGCUGCAGAAUUCUUCUGCUCUGUCACUGCAUUCAAAAACCUACAAAACAGAAAAAACACACUUUAUGAUUUUUGAGAUGUGUGGUGGUAUUGGAGGAUGCAAAUGUUCACUGGGAGUAAAGUGCAUUUGGAGGCUACAUCUUUUCAGUUUACAUCCAUUGUUAGCCCUCCCAUACCCCUGGAGUCCAUAUGUUUAAAACAAAAGACAAACAUUACCACCAUUUGAUGGCUUGUUCUAGAAAGCUAGGUGACCCAGUAAAUACCUCAUGUCCAGUUUAACCAAGCUGCUAUUGAAAGGUUAGAUUUUAUCUGUGUGUAACACCUCACAUUGUCAGUCACUGUUUUACGAUUCUAACAACCUGUCCUACACAUUAGAGUAUUGGUGUAUAAGAAAACAAUGAACGCUAUGAACACUUAGAUAUAGCAUUCCUCUUCUUUGAACACGUUUUGGUUCUUGGUAUGAUAGCUCUACAUUAAACAUGGUGUUACCUAUUUAUUUUUCUUUGCCUUGUUUAAUGUGUACAAAAUCUGCUUUUAAUA